Molecule: messenger RNA, 6429 nt
Organism: Acanthochromis polyacanthus (spiny chromis)
Lineage: Eukaryota; Metazoa; Chordata; Actinopteri; Pomacentridae
Product: nidogen-1-like
Exons: 20
Coding region: 120-4274 (1384 amino acids)
Biological process (GO): cell-matrix adhesion
Molecular function (GO): calcium ion binding
Source: RefSeq, a predicted model, not a curated record
CUCCUCCAUCAGUCCGCCGCCGUGCUCCGCUCCUGCUGCCAGUCGCUCUCACCUCCUCCCCGGCUUAGUUAUCUGGGAGCCCCGCUGGUCUUCUGAGUGUGUGGAGCUUCAGGCUGGAAAUGAGUCCCAGGUCCUGGAGCUGCUGGUGGUUCUGCUGGUUCCUGCUGAGCCCGGUUCUUCUCACCGGGGCUCUGGAGCUGGAGGAGCUGUUCCAGUUCGGAGAAGAAGCCGGAGACCUCCAGCUUGCUCCCGGGUCAGACUCCACCGCAGAGCUGCUGCUGAACCGCUCCGUGAUCUUCUUCAGUGAGGAGUCCAGUAAAGUCCAUAUUAACACCAAUGGAUUCGUUGCUCUUGCCGAGCCUCCGGCUCAGCAGGAGUACCUGGGGCAGAUGCCCAGCGGUUUCAAAAUGAUCGCGGCACUGUUGGGAGACCUGGACAACAGCGACGGACACGGUAAAGUUUAUUACAGGCAGGACAGCAGCCCGGAUGUGCUUAAUCAAGCAGCUGAACACAUUCGACGGGCUUUUCCCAGCGGCAAGGGAGUGGAGCCCACCAGCGCCCUCAUCGUCACCUGGGAGAGCAUGGCCGCCCGGGGCACAUCUGGACGGGGGGAUGGACUGGAUGCUAAGAGAAACACCUUCCAGCUGGCCUUAGUCUCCAUGGAGUUAUCCUCUUACGCCAUCCUGUUGUACCCCAGAGACGGCCUGCAGUUCUUCUCCACAUCGGUAGAGGGAGAAAGUAAGCUGCUGGAGGCUGGCUUCAGUGAAGGGAUCGUGUCCGGAUGGUUCUGGAACACCAAACAGGGAACGUAUUUCCGCACGACCACCGACGAUGAGAUCUCGAUCAGGGAACUUACCAAAAAGACAAACGCAGCUCAGAAUGGAGUUUGGGUUUAUAAAAUCGGUGCCAACAUCACACCAGGGAUGGUCACUCGCUCUCCUGAGGACAACGAUACUACCGUACCUCCUGCCUCCUCCAUUACCUAUGAAACUUACACAACAAUGACCCCUGAAACAGCUCCAGAAGAAAUAGAGACGCUUCCAACUGUGCUUCCCAGUGAGCACCAUCUCAGGUACACAGAAGCUGAAGAUGUCACACCGACACACAUCAUACUAGGUACUGAAGAUCCAGAAUAUGAAGAACCUGACCAAGAAUUCCCUGAAUCAGAGACUGUUGCACCAACAUCCACCAACACUGAAAGGGUUCAUCCAAGAUAUCCAGAUCCACUUGAGACAAGCUACCCUGAUGAAACUAAGACCAGAUAUCCCAUCCCUGAAAUCUCACAACCGAGAUACACCAGUCCUGAACCCAGUGAACCUAGAUACUCUCCAGUUGAACCACGGUACACCAACCCUGAUCCUGCUGAACCACGGUACACCAACCCUGAUCCGGCUGAACCACGGUACACCAACCCUGAUCCGGCUGAACCACGGUACACCAACCCUGAUCCUGCUGAACCACGGUACACCAACCCUGAUCCGGCUGAACCACGGUACACCAACCCUGAUCCUGCUGAACCACGGUACACCAACCCUGAUCCUGCUGAACCACGGUACACCAACCCUGAUCCUGCUGAACCACGGUACACCAACCCUGGUCCUGUUCAACUGGUACCACCGCAUUCCCAUCCCCAGCACCCCCAGAUUGUUGUAGUAGAUGAGGAUGAGACUCUGAAUGUGAACGUAUUUGCGUACAAUUUGGAGACGUGUGCAAACAACAGGCACAAAUGCUCGGCUUUUGCUGACUGCCGGGAUUACAGCCAAGGAUACUGCUGCCACUGUAGGCCUGGUUUCUAUGGCAAUGGGAGGGAUUGUGUUGCAGAAGGAAAACCUCAAAGGAUGAACGGAAAGGUGAAUGGUCGAGUGUUUGUGGGGAACUCUCCCUUACCAGUGGAGUUUGGGAACAAUGAUUUACACUCCUAUGUGGUAGCCAAUGAUGGACGAGCUUAUGUGGCUAUCAGCAACAUCAACGGCACCGUGGGCCCCUCCCUGCAGCCGCUGUCCUCCCUGGGGGGAGUCAUCGGGUGGGCCUUCGCCUUGGAGCAGCCUGGUUACCAGAACGGCUUCAGUCUAACUGGUGGCGUGUUUUCACGGCAGGCAGAGGUGAUCUUUCAGCCCGGCAAUGAGCGUCUCAGCAUCAAGCAGCAUUUUAAAGGGAUUGAUGAACACGACCACCUGGUGGUGAGCACCGAGCUGGAGGGACGUCUGCCGGCCAUCCCACCAGGAUACUCUGUCCAGAUCAGCCCGUACAAGGAGAUGUACCAGUACGACAGAAGCCUGAUCACUUCCUCCUCCAACCAGGACUACGUCAUCACUUCCCCUGAUGGCGACGUCCAGACCAGGAGCUACCAGUGGCGUCAGACCAUCACCUUCCAGAGCUGCCCACAUGAUGAGAGCAGCAGACCAGACCAGUCCACCCAGCAGCUCAGCGUCGACCAGAUAUUCGUCAUGUUUGAUGCCGACAACAACCUGAUCCGCUACGCCAUGAGCAACAAGAUCGGCUCCAUCCACAGCGGUCCCCCAGAGCAGAAUCCAUGUUUUACUGGUCGACACGGCUGUGACAUCAACGCCGUGUGCAGACCGGGUGAAGAUCUCCAGUUCAGCUGUGAAUGUGUGACUGGUUUUUCUGGAGAUGGACGCUACUGCCAUGAUAUUGAUGAGUGCCAGGCAGGUCUCCAGGUGUGUGGACAGAAUGCUGUGUGCAGGAAUCAGCCUGGAAGCUUCAGCUGUGAAUGCUCUGCUGGCUUUGUGUUCGCCAGCGACGGAAAGACCUGCAUCGCAGAGAACCGUCCGGUGGAUCACUGCCAGAGAGGAAGUCAUGACUGUGAUGUUCCUCAGAGAGCUCUCUGCAGCUACACCGGAGGUUCGGCCUUCGUCUGCUCCUGUCUGCCGGGGUUUACGGGUGACGGCCGGGUGUGUCGAGAUGUAGAUGAGUGUCAGCAGGACCGAUGCCACCGUGAUGCCUCCUGCUCCAACACACAGGGCUCCUACACCUGCCGCUGUGCUCCUGGUUUCCAUGGAGACGGCUUCCAGUGCAGCCCCUCAGAGCCCGAGCAGACCCAGUGUGAACGCCAUCGACAGAGUUCCCAGCCGGCUCCGUCCUCCGGCUCCGGCUUCUUCUCCUUCUUCCGUCCUCGGCCGGCCGUCGGUCAGUACGUCCCCCAGUGUGACGAACACGGAGCCUACAGACCCACUCAGUGCCACCAGAGCAUCGGGCAGUGCUGGUGUGUGGACGCCAAUGGCCAGGAGAUCCCCAACACCCGAACCGGACCCGGCAGCACGCCUCUGUGUAUUGACCACACUGUAACUCCUCCUCCCAUUGGUCCGACCCCACGGCCGAGUGUCCAUCCCAUCGCUCCUGGAACACACCUGCUGUUUGCUCAGAGUGGGAAGAUCGAACACCUGCCGCUGGACGGAUACAGGAUGAAGAAGGAGGAGGCCAAACCUCUGCUGCACAUCCCAGACCGGGUGGUGAUUGGUGUAGCCUACGACUGUGUGGAGAAGAUGGUUUACUGGACAGACAUUACUGGACCGGCCAUCAGCAAGGCCCGUCUGAGUGGAGGAGACAUCAUCCCGGUCAUCACCAAAGAGCUGGAGAGUCCUGAAGGCAUCGCCAUCGACCAGGUCUCCCGUCUCCUCUUCUGGACCGACUCUAUGCGAGACACCAUAGAAGUGUCCAAGUUGGACGGCAGCCACCGGCGGGUCCUGUUUGACACCGACCUGGUGAACCCUCGACCCAUCAUCACAAACUCCGCAUACGGGCGGCUGUACUGGGCAGACUGGAACAGAGACGGGCCUAAGAUUGAGAUGUCCAACAUGGACGGGACGGAGCGGACAGUCCUGGUCAAGGACGACCUGGGCCUUCCCAAUGGUCUGACCUUCAACUCUGUGGACCAGCAGCUGUGCUGGGCCGAUGCAGGAACUCGGAAGGUGGAGUGCAUGGACCCUCACCGCCGGCUGAGGAGGCAGAUAGUUGAGGGGAUCCAGUAUCCCUUUGCUCUGGUCUCCUUUGGAAGGAACCUCUACUACACCGACUGGAGGAGGGAGGCAGUAGUGGCCGUGGACCGUUACUCUGAGAGGGAAACAGAAGAGUUCCUGCCUCAGAAACGUUCUCGGGUCUACGGCAUCACCACGACGCCGAUACGGUGUCCUCAAGUCUUUAACUACUGCUCCAACAACGCCGGCUGUUCUCACCUGUGUCUGCCGCGGCUCGGAGGCUUCACCUGUCGCUGUCCGGACGCUGCUGACGGUCGGUGUGAGGAGAGGAACCCCUGAGCUGCUGCUGGAGAUAAAACACAACACAACUAACGGAUCUCUUUGUGUUUUCUACUUUUCUUACUUGAAGUGAACGUUUCUACAAUCAUUUAGAGUCUGGUGCUUAAACCGCUCUGGAUAUACGACAUCAUGAUUUCACUGCUGGAGCGGCUGACUCCAGAUCAGGUUUUAUCUGCUUCUAGUCUCCUUCUUUAGGAGUUCAGUCCAAAAUAAUAAUAAAAAAAGACAGAUGACAGAUUUUCUCCAGACAGCAGGUGACUGACCAGGUGAGACGUUUUUUAAAAAGGUACUGAAUGGUUCAGGUUUUGUUUAUAGCUUUUAUUUUUAACUCGUCUUUUCUAACAUUUCCGACAGAUUUGUGUGAGAAACACAAAUGUUUGACGUGUAGAGAAAUGCCUUAAAGGUUUGUGAGAACGUCUUUUUGUUGUUUAGUUCAGCAGGAUGUUCUGUUCAGGUUAAAAUGAAGUCUUUCAACCACAUCUCUUGACUUGAUCAGAACUCCAUGUCAUGACUUGUUGACAAUUCCACCAAACAAACGGUGCUUAAAGUGGUUCUACUUCAGACAGAUCUAUGUGACUCACUUCUGUUUAAUAACGGAUGAUAAACCACUAACAGCUGUGAUCACAGAUGACACUCUUCCUGUUUCAUUGGUGAACAUUAAUGAGAACAAUCUCACCAAACACCAAGAUUAGAUGAUCUGCUAUGAGUAAAUGUUUUUCUUGUUAUCAGUAUAAAUGUAUUCUAUAGUUUAGCAUUCCUACAUGAUCAGAUUAUAACUGUUUUUUAUAGUUGCUUUCUCUGCUUUUUGGAGGUUAAUAGAACCACUGGGCAGGUCUGAAGGCUUUUAAAGACUUACAGGAUUCAUUUAGUGUUUAUUCUAAAACCUGCAGUGUAUUUUUGAUAUGAACUUGUAAAUAAUUACCUGAUAUUCUCAGACUGUUUUAAAUGGUGCUAAUGUUUUCCUGAAACCUACAUGAUGAUGAUGAUGAUGAGUGCAGAUCACAUUUGUUUUACAGAGAUGAUUCGUCUCCAUCACUGGUACAAAUCAUCAACAGUGAAAGUACAGACACAACUAUUCUAACGCUUCUGAAGCCAUAUUUCUAAUCAUCGGGUAUGGAAGACACUCACUGCUACGAUUAAAAUGAAAAGUUUUCAUCAAACAGAAUCAGAUGGUUUUGGUCAUAAAUCAACAAUCUCAACAAGGACUGUUUAGUUUCCAUGAGAAAUCAGAAAAAAUGCAGUUUUUCUUUUAGUACUCAUAGUACACUGAAAACUUUCAUUUAAAUUGAAAUAAAAUUACAAAAAGUAAAACAAACAUUUUUCAAUCAUUUCAUGUUAAUAUUGCUUCCAAAGCUCUGUCAUAAAUAAAAAUACUUCCAUCCUCUGCACCAAAACAAACACUGCGUUGUACCGUAAAGUCCAGAUGUUCUGUUUUAGAUCGAAAAACUCAAAACCUCAACCAAUAUCAGAUAGUAAAGUCAAAAACAAUAUUUAGUUUUAUAAAUAUAUUGAGACUAUCAUCUUGAAUAUGUUCUUUUUUGUUGUUUUUUGUUUUAUUUUUCAAACCCUAAAAAUCCAUGUUAGUCAAGAAAUAUUUAAAUUUGGUCAUUGAUCAGAAAUAUUGACUAAGACAUAGGUCAGUGUUCUCCUUCACAUGACAGAAUUCAUCGUUCCUUUGCUCAUGUUUUCAUUGGAUUUUUGGUCUCUUAAUAUUCUCUGUUUUAUUUCUCCAGUACUUACAGACUCCAUCAGUGAUCUUAGUCUCUGUUUAAUCAGAUCUGGCAACAUGUUAGGAAACUAUUAGAGAACUUUCAACCUAAAACACAGGAAAAAAAAACAAUGAAAAGAUUUGUAAAUGGCUGAUAGAUGGAGUUCUGUGACUCUAGAGCUGCUCACUUGAAGUCAAAUAUUGUCCAGAUUAUGAUGUCAUAUUGUUCAGUUCUUAGCCACAGUUACAGCUCAGUUGUUCACAGCAGGACAUUGCUGAGUGUUGUUGUAGGGACCUACAGGCUGGUUUUAUGUUUUCUGAGCAUCAUGUCAGGUUACAGAGCUGAUCCAGGAGCUACAAGGAGCUACUUCAUGCGUUAACUGACCGUCUGCCAAAGAGGUAACACAAACAGUCUGUACAGCCUCAAUAAAACUGUUUUUUUCAGUA